CAGCAAUAGCAACAUUAUCAAUGAGCGAGACGCAGGUGCUUUUCCAGCUUCCAUAGACCCUUCUAAUGAAUAGGCCGUUCCGCAUUAACCAUUCAUGGAUUUCGUGCGCGCAUAAGUAAUAGUCUGCGUCCCUCAUAAAAUAUACGCCGCUCUCUGCGCGCUCUCUCCAGGGACUUGAGGCUUUCAUCCUUUCUUAUACGCUCGAGACAAAUCGAUACGUAUUCAGACCUUCAUAAUAAAACAUAUAGAGCUAGCCUAGUUUUUACAAAAAAUUAACAAUAUAAAAACUGUGUAGCCUACAUUGGAUCCAUUUUCACUUUUGGAAUGACAACGUAUUUUGGAGGAUUUUAAUCCUUUGUUUUAUCUUCCCUCUCCUGCAUUUGUAAAUACUGCGCCUUGCAGAACGAAUCUUUUGGAUUAGUGCCUGGUCAUUGAGAUACAAGCUGCAUUCAUCACUGCAAAUUCAUCGAAGCAAAUACAGACAUUCAAGAUUUGGCAUUGAAACAUUUUAAUUUUGGAUUUUUCCUUGAGGUUAAUGUUCAGAAAUAUUCGACGAACUGGUUGUCACCAGAGAGCAACACGAGGAUGGGAUAUGCAAACAAAACCCUGAAAGGAUGCACGGUGUUGAUUUGGAUCGCCACCCUCCUGCUUAUAGCAGAGACCAGAAGAGUGAAGCAACCUAGAUGCCCCGCAUCUUGUACGUGCACCAAAGAUAAUGCACUGUGUGAAAAUAUAAGAUCGGUCCCUCACAGCUUUCCACCUGAUGUCGUUUCGUUAUCUUUUGUCAAAUCGGGAUUCACCGAAAUAUCUGGGGGAAGCUUCUUACACAUGCCCGCUCUACAGCUUCUCCUAUUCACUGCCAACACGUUUGACUCAAUUGAUGAGGACGCUUUCCUGGGUCUACCUCAUCUGGAGUACCUGUUUAUCGAAAACAACAAAAUUGCUUCAAUAUCACCAUAUGCAUUCCGGAGCCUAAAAGCACUGAUACACCUGAGCCUGGCCUAUAAUAACCUUGAGACAUUACCCAAAGAUGUUUUCAAGGGCAUGGAUGCUUUGGCUAAAGUGGAUCUGAGAGGGAACCACCUGGAAUGUGACUGCAAACUAAAGUGGCUGGUGGAGUGGAUGCGUACCACCAAUGCGACUGUUGACCAGAUCUCCUGCAGUGGGCCCCCGCUUUUCCAAGGGAAACUGAUCAAUGGCCUUGGGCCCGAGUCAUUUGACUGCAUAACAGCAGAGUUUGCCUCUUAUCAGCCCCUGACGUUUGAAUCCAUUUCAGUGGAGUCCUUUACCUUUGGCAUGGACCAGUUUGUUGUGUUUGCCCAGCCCUUUACUGGGACAUGCAGCUUCCUGGAAUGGGAUCACGUUGAAACGGUUUUCAGAACCUAUGACAGCGUUCAAAGUACAUCCACUGUGGUAUGCAAACCCAUGGUGAUUGAUAAUCAGCUGUUCAUCAUUGUAGCCCAGCUCUUUGGUGGUUCUCACAUUUACAAGCGGGACAUCUCUGCCAACAAAUUCAUAAAAAUCCAGGACAUUGACAUCCUGAAAAUCAGGAAACCUAAUGACAUUGAGACAUUCCUCAUAGAUGGUGAGUCCUUCUUCGUGAUCGCAGACAGCUCCAAGGCCGGUUCUACCACAGUGUACAAGUGGAACGGCAAUGGGUUCUACUCUCACCAGUCCGUCCAUGCCUGGUACCGUGACACAGACGUGGAGUACCUGGAGAUCUCUGAUAAACCCCAUCUGAUCCUAGCAAGCAGUUCCCAGAGGCCUGUCGUCUACCAGUGGAGUAAGAGCCUGAAGAAGUUUGACCGGCGCACUGAUAUCCCCGAAAUGGAGGACGUGUUUGCGGUCAAGCACUUCAAGGUGAAGAGUGAACUUUUCAUCUGCCUGACGCGUUUCAUCGGGGACUCCAAGGUGAUGAGGUGGGACGUCUCCAUGUUCAAAGAGGUACAGACAAUGCCUUCGCGGGGCUCCAUGGUGUUCCAGCCCAUCUCCAUCGGCAACUGGCAGUACGCCAUCCUCGGCAGCGACUACUCCCUGACGCGGGUCUACCAGUGGGACUUAAAGAGGGGCGAAUUUGUUUACUUCCAGGAUCUGAACAUCCAGGCACCAAGGGCAUUCUCUCUGGUGUCCAUUGACAACAGAGAGUUUCUGCUGGCCUCCAGCUUUAAAGGGAAAACUCAAAUAUACGAGCACCUAAUGAUUGACCUGAGUAAUAAUUAAUUAAUUAAUUAAAACAAUUAAGGAGUGUGUAGUUGACAAGUGCAGUAGCACUGAACACUGGGGAGAGGAUGACUAUACUGCACCACUAUUUGCAUGAUAUAGCCCACUAAUAAGAAAGAAUUCCUGAUGAAUGCCUUGCUAGAAACAUCUACUGUGUCCCUCUCUUUCACAGCACUCUUUCUUCUUUUUUUUUUCCUCGUAGACAAAGCAAUUGUUGACGUACAGCAGCUAAGCCCUACACUACGGUAACUACAGUAAUACUUGUGCUAUAAGAUAAACUUGAGGUAAAGUAGAAUAAAGUAAACGAGAAUACAUUUGUUUGUGAAGUACUCAUUAACAUUUAACUGACAAUUUGCCAAUAAAAUGUUUACGUUUUUACAAUGAUGAGUAAAUUAAUACAACAUUUUGUAUGUAGAGGGGACCACUCCAAUCAUGUUAUAUCUUUCAUAUGGAGCUAUAGUUUUAGAUUUUGAAAUUACAUUUUUAAUUGAACCUAAUGUAGGCCUAAAGCUGUUUAACUGCAAUACUACAAAAAACACACAUGUAUUCUAAUCUGUAGUAAGAGUGUGUUUUGUUUUUAAUUUAUUUUGCUGUAUUUUAUGUAUAGUAGGCUAGUAAUAAACCAAUUUCAUAAAAGCAUAAAUGUGUUGUCUUCAUGGCCUUGAUUAAUAAACAACACAAAUGCA
Messenger RNA from Coregonus clupeaformis (lake whitefish), 2906 nucleotides. Its product is annotated as leucine-rich glioma-inactivated protein 1. Gene Ontology annotation, molecular function: protein binding. The coding region runs from base 586 to 2220 and encodes 544 amino acids. The transcript is spliced from 8 exons. The record is from RefSeq and is a predicted model, not a curated record. NCBI's taxonomy places the organism in Eukaryota, Metazoa, Chordata, Actinopteri, Salmoniformes, Salmonidae. Gene Ontology annotation, biological process: myelination.